Morone saxatilis (striped sea-bass) is the source of this 785-nucleotide messenger RNA. RefSeq names its product target of Myb protein 1-like. Gene Ontology annotation, cellular component: endosome; membrane. The record is from RefSeq and is a predicted model, not a curated record. Lineage: Eukaryota; Metazoa; Chordata; Actinopteri; Moronidae. Gene Ontology annotation, biological process: signal transduction. Gene Ontology annotation, molecular function: ubiquitin binding; phosphatidylinositol binding; clathrin binding.
AUGGGAAUGUCGUGGGCUGAUGCGUUCCGUAGUUCUCCCUCCCUGGCGGGAGUGGUGUACGUAUAUGACGACCUGAGGAGACGCGGUCUGGAGUUCCCCAUGACAGACCUGGAUGCUCUGUCCCCCAUCCACACCCCAAAUAGGAGUAUCCCAGAAAACGGGACUCCUGAGACGACCUCUGUUGCUGCACCCACACAGGCGCAACCACAAGCACCAGCCAGUGUCCCCAUUCAGAAUACUUUACCUCCAGUCCAGCCCAGUGAGGGACCAGCCUCUCUCUCUGCAGAACAGGAACAGAAGCUGCGAAGUGAGCUGGCGCUGGUGAAGGGAAAUCUCACUGUGAUGUCAGAAAUGCUGAAUGAGCUAACCCCUGGACAGAGCCAGCAAGAUGAUACAGAGCUGCUACAGCAGCUGUACUCGGUGUGUAAGAACAUGCAGACUCGAGUGGUGGAGCUCAUCCCCCAGCUGCUGGAUGAAGAGUUUAUUGGAGAGCUGCUUGUGGUCAACGAUGACCUCAACAACGCCUUCAUCCGUUAUGAGAGGUUUGACAGACUGAACAAGGCGCAAAUGACAAAUACUCAACAGAGCUCUACCUCAAGCCAGAGCCUCAUCAACCUCGGCCCUGAGCCUUCCACUAUCAGUCAACCUGCUGUCAUCACAGCAACUAGCCAACCAGCAGUCAGCACCUGGGUCAAUGAGCGGCAUUCACCCAACCACAAAGAGGAAGAGGAGUUUGACAUGUUUGCCCAGACGAGAGGCAGCUCUCUGGCUGAUCAGAGGAAAAG